AUGGAUGUUGUACCGUGUGAAUGGAUUGUUUAUGACAACGUGAUUGGGAAUUUGAAUACAAUUUUCAUGCCACCGCCAUACACAACUGAAACAGCAGAAUUAUUGCAUGCUCUCGUUAAAAAACGUCAAUGUACCGAUGGUAACAAAACAUCAAAAAUUGCUAAACACCAUAUUGAGGAAAAGAGUUCAUCUUUUCAAUUCGACGUGGGUAAACAAUAUGCUACUAACGAUUUAACGCGUUUGAUAUCAUCCGGAUUUAGUAUGUACACAAUUAACACAACUGACUUUAGCCAUAAAGGAAUUGAAUACUGUACACUCUGCAAAGAACACUUCUCAUCAAAUUUGUACUGGUAUUGA
Messenger RNA from Trachymyrmex cornetzi, 357 nucleotides. RefSeq lists its product as uncharacterized. The record is from RefSeq and is a predicted model, not a curated record. Bases 1 to 357 code for a protein of 118 amino acids. NCBI's taxonomy places the organism in Eukaryota, Metazoa, Arthropoda, Insecta, Hymenoptera, Formicidae. The transcript is spliced from 3 exons.